UGUAAUAUGUUAUAAAGGUUUCUAAUGUUUAUUUUGUAUUUGUAUAUAUCAUUGCUGUAAUUAGAGAUAAGACUUUUAUUUUGAAGCCUCCACUGAGCUGCAUGUUUGAGAAGAACCUUCUAGAAGAAACACGGAGAAGUAACACGAGGAAGACACACGGAGAAGCAGGCAGAUGCAGUUACGCGCAUGUCUAAGAGUUUAAGUAAGAAAAGAUAAGAAGAUUCCUUUUCAAGAGCAUGCAGCCAACGAGUUUUCACGGUUUGAUGUGGAGAACAAGACUUCAUUAAAGACCCGUGGAGGAAACCAUUUGCUGUCUGACUGUGCUUGGGAGGGAGUCACAGUGAAAACUCGGACUGUUCGUCGACGCAAGUGGGCGGAGCAGCAAGAAGUGUCAAGACUAGAGCUAAUCUCAACGUGGUGGCUACGGUGCUUGGAACGAUCGUGCAGAUGAGUCGAAAUCACGCACUUUCACACAGUUGAAGACGCACACACACACGCUGUUUGAGCAUUUGUUUGAAAGCAAAUCCAUAAGAAACUUGGACAUUAAUAAGAGUGGGCUAAGAAGAGGGCUUUGCUAAAGUUUGCUUAAAGGUUUAUGUGUGGGUUGAAGUACUGUUGUGUGAGUGAUGAAUGAAACUUAUUUGCUUAGCAUGUACAACUGAAUCUUGCCAUUUACUGUAUAGCCAGUUUUAAGAAGCUAAAGGCUUAAAGUUGUAGGCUACAUACUUUUUCGUUUUGAAUUUCUAAUAUAUUGAUUUAAAGUGUGUUUUGUUGUUAUACUAAGUGAAGGCUAUUUUUCAUUUGAUGUUUAAGUUCUCAAUAAGUGUUCCAAGGUAACCGAGAUUUAAUUUAUACAUUUUCUAAGUGCAUUUACUGCUAUUGAUUAUCAUAGCUUAUGAUAAUAUUUUCAGUUUAAAUAUUAAAACACUGCAGAUACACACAUUUAAUACAGAUUUAAGUAAGCUUUAGCAAUUCAUCCAGACAUUUAUUAUACUCUAGAGUUAUUUUAUUGACAUUUACAUGUAAGUUAGGAUAAGCUAUUCAAGACCCUUUGAUAAUGGCAGAGCCUAGUCAGUCUUUAACUCAGGUAAGGGACAAUGUUAGGGAUAGUGAAAAUGAGCUGGCUGAAGAUCAAGCUAGAGACACUGAAGCCCAACCAGAGGAAGUGCCUCAGCCAAGACGCAGUGAACGGAUCCGUAAUCUUACAGAAAAAGGCAAAGAAAUGCAGGACAAGAAAAUUAAACCACUGCAACAAAGAUUUAACUACAUUUACCAAAAAUGGAGAACACAAGUUAAAUCAGCUAAGCAGGCAUUAUCACAAUCAUCAGAGCCAUUAGCAGACGGUCUGCUUCAUGAUAUCAUUGGCGACACCAGAGGCCUUUGUGCAGACGUCCAGCGUGUUUAUGAAGAGCUGCGCAGAGUCACAACACCAGACUGUGAUAUGCGUCGAAGAGUGGAUCGGUGUGUAGAGAUUUCCAACUUCAUCGUGUCCAAAGCUGCGAGUCGUCUGAGUGGGAAGACGCCAGAGGGAGAAGAACAAGAUUGGCCAGAUGCAAGCUCUCUUUGGAACUCAAGCACGAGUGAAUCUGGAACUUCCUCCUCUAUCUUAAAGGGCGCCUCAGAGCAUUCAAAGAUGUCUUCUGUGAAACAUCAAGAAGCUGCCGCCGACGCUGCUGCAAGCCAAGCUGUUCUGGAAGUGUUGCAAGAACAAGAAAGAGAACAAUUGGAAAUACAGCGCCUGGAAGCAGAGGUUAAAAGGAAGAGUGCUGCUCAAGAGGCCGCCGCUCUAAAGCGUCGUUUAGAGCAAGAAGCAGAAGAGGUGAAGAGAAGAAUAAGGAGAGAAGACGAGGACGCUGAAAUAAAAGCUGAACUGGAAGAAGAGCACACAGCUAUGCAAAGAACUCUUGAGGAAAGACGGAGAAGAAUACAGCAUUUGGAGGCCAUGAAGGAGCUCAGUGCAGCACGAGCAAGAAUGCAGGUGUACAACCAAGAACCAAAAGACAUCCUAGGCCAUGGGUUGGUUGCAGAUAACCAGCUGCGGAGCCCCACAAGACACCUGCCCCUGCCUGUGUUUCCUGCCCCUCAAGCUGUCACAACUUCCUCAAGUGAAAGCACAACAGAGCUUGUCAAGGUCCUUGCAGAUGCUUUUAGUGCCAACAGAAUCCCAGUUCCUGAACCUUCAGUAUUCAGUGGCAAUCCAUUAAAAUACAGUGACUGGAAGCUUUCUUUCCAAACUCUGAUAGACCAGAAGAAUAUUCAAGAGAAGGAGAAGAUAUACUACCUCCGUAGAUAUGUAAGUGGACAAGCCAAGAGUGCACUGGAUGGCUAUUUCCUACUUGGGACUGAAUCUGCCUAUGUGUCUGCAUGGGAGAUUUUGGAGGAAAGAUAUGGAAACCCAUUUACAGUUGCAAAGGCAUACAGAGACAAACUCCAAGCAUGGCCCAGGAUCGGCACUAAGGAGAGCUUCGAGCUCAGAGAGUUUGUUGAUUUUCUCAGAAGUUGCGAGGCUGCAAUGGUCCACAUCAAAGCAUUGGAGAUUCUAAACGACUGCAAUGAAAACAGAAAAAUACUGUUAAAGUUACCUGACUGGCUAACUGCAAGAUGGAAUCGGAACGUCAUAGAAGCUGAAGAGAAAAGCAGCAAGUUCCCCUCCUUUAGUCAGUUUGUCAAAUUUCUGAUAAGAGAAGUGAAAAUCGCUUGUAAUCCAGUUACAUCUUUGCAGUCACUGAAACAAGGUGAAAUUGAAAAGCCAAAACAACAAAGAUAUCAAAGUGUUAACGCAAAGACACUGACUACAAGCUCCAAUGAAGACAGUGUGAAAACCUGCACUUUCUGUAAGAAGACUGGGCACACUUUGCUCAAAUGCAGGAAGUUUGUGGAAAAAGCCGUCUCAGAUAGAGUAAAGUUUGUCCAAGCUGAAAGGCUGUGCUUCGGUUGCCUUAGGCCCGGUCACCUCUCAAAGAGUUGCAACAAAAGGAGUGUUUGCGACACAUGCAACAGGCGCCAUCCUACUUGUCUGCAUGAAGAGAGAGACACAGGCCUACAAAGAGCACCACAAGUCACACAAAGUCCAAGUCAAGACAGGUCAACUACAAGGCAGGAAUGGAGUAGGGAAAGGCCCCAAGCAACACAACGUGAAACAAUUGCAGUAGCUACUUCAAAUAGAGUAAUCCUUAAGGAAAAUAAUAAACAAACAUCUGCAAUAAUUCCUGUUUGGCUGUCAUCUGCAGCUCAACCAUCACAAGAAGUACUUACAUAUGCUCUUUUGGAUUCGCAAAGUGACACGACCUUUGUUCUCAGUGAAGUACAUCGGAAUCAGCCAUCGCAUAGUAGUGAGGCAAGUGACACCAGGAGUUAA
This is a messenger RNA of Pleuronectes platessa (European plaice), 3358 nucleotides long. RefSeq lists its product as uncharacterized. The record is from RefSeq and is a predicted model, not a curated record. Lineage: Eukaryota; Metazoa; Chordata; Actinopteri; Pleuronectiformes; Pleuronectidae. The transcript is spliced from 2 exons. The coding region runs from base 1058 to 3358 and encodes 766 amino acids. Gene Ontology annotation, molecular function: zinc ion binding; nucleic acid binding.